Molecule: messenger RNA, 1317 nt
Organism: Helianthus annuus (common sunflower)
Lineage: Eukaryota; Viridiplantae; Streptophyta; Magnoliopsida; Asterales; Asteraceae
Product: zinc finger MYM-type protein 1-like
Exons: 1
Coding region: 1-1317 (438 amino acids)
Source: RefSeq, a predicted model, not a curated record
AUGCCUCCCGUUCCUAAAUACAAAUACCCAUCCGGCCAUCAAAAACGUAAGAAGAGGAAGCUAGAGGAAGAGAAAAGAAAGGCGGACGACGUAAAACAAAACCGAAUAAACAAGUUUUUUUCAAAAGAAACUCAAAAUUCUAGUUCUAGCUUGGGUGACGAUAAUGUGGGUCAAGAGGCUAAUGUGGGCGAAGACAAUGUGACCGUAGGUGAAGAAGGUAAUGUGGGCGAAGACAAUGUGACCGUAGGUGAAGACAACAUGAACGUAGGUGAAGAUAAUGUUAAUGAUAUCGUAGAUGAAGAUGAUGUUAAUCUGGUUCCGGAUAUUGAUAUUUUUGAUCCUAGAAAUUGGGGUGGGCUUAGUAAUGACAUGAUUAAAGAGUUGGUUACGAAAGGUCCAAAAAGAGAUAUGGAUGUUAAGGGCCCCGUGGAUAAAUUUGGAAGACAUUUUUCUAAUACCAUGUACACUAGAAUUUUAUCAAAUAUGGAAACGUGCGAUAGAGAAUGGCUAGUGUAUUCGAAAAAACUUGACAAACUCUAUUGUUUUUGUUGUAAAGUUUUUAGAACGCGGCAUCCGAAAGGUGGGUUGGAUGAUGAAGGUUAUAACGAUUGGAGACAUGCCAGUGGUAGACUUAAAAAACAUGAAGUUGGUUUAGAACAUUUCAAGAAUAUGAAUGAAUGGUUUGAAUUGCGGCAAAGGUUGAAACGCAAAGAAACAAUUGACAAAGGGGCAUAUGAGCACUUUAGAAAAGAAAAAGAUUAUUGGAAACAAGUCAUCUUAAGGAUUAUUGCACUUGUGAAGUUUUUUGCAAAAUAUGGCUUAGCGUUUCGUGGGUCAAAUGAGAAGUUGUAUCAAAAAGGAAAUGGAAACUUUUUGGGUUUGGUUGAGAUGUUGGAAGAGUUUCACCCGAUUAUGAAAGAACAUGUGCGCCGAGUUUUGAAUGAAGAGUGCCAUGUACACUUUCUUAGCCACAAUAUUCAAAACGAGUUGAUACAAUUAUUAGGGGAUAAAGUUAGAACCGAAAUCAUCAAGAAAGUUAAGCAAGCAAAGUAUUACUCCAUCAUCCUCGAUUGCACGCCUGAUACAAGUCACCAAGAGCAAAUGUCCAUAAUUGUGAGGUAUGUGAAUUUUAACUCUAGUUCUGUGAUCAUUGAGGAAUCCUUUUUAGGUUUUUUGGUUGUUGAUGAUACCACGGGUUUAGGACUUUUUGAAGUAACAUGUAAGGAAUUAGAGUCGCUUGAUCUUGAUAUUGGUGAUAUGCGUGGUCAAGGCUACGAUAAUGGGGCAAACAUGAGAGGAAAAAACAAAGGAGUUUAA